ACAAACAGCCUCCUCAAAACAAAACAUGGAUUUAUCCAAAGUCCCCAAUGAGAAAAAGCUGGCGCUCUGCCGACAGUACUUUAAAGUGGGCUUCGCACUGUUGCCGCUGGUUUGGGCCGUGAACGCGCUGUGGUUCUUCGGCGAAGCCUUCCGGAAGCCCCCGUUCAGCGAGCAGCGCCAGAUUCGCAAAUAUGUGGUGUGCUCCGGCUUGGGCGCCCUGCUCUGGCUGCUCGGCGUCGGCGCCUGGGUGGUGGUUUUCCAAGUGAACCGCGCCCGCUGGGGCGCCAUGGCCGAUCAGCUGUCCUUUAUCAUCCCGCUGGGGAUGCCGUGAGGCCCCUUUUCUGUUGACAGCUAACCUGCAAAUUUUCCACUAGUGAUGUGCGUCAGCUAGUGCCGGGCCCAUUGUUACUUUAUUUGAUUGAUUUCCGGAAAACUGCUCGAAAAAAUCCUGGAAAAA
Messenger RNA from Dendroctonus ponderosae (mountain pine beetle), 457 nucleotides. Its product is annotated as gamma-secretase subunit pen-2. Lineage: Eukaryota; Metazoa; Arthropoda; Insecta; Coleoptera; Curculionidae. Gene Ontology annotation, biological process: Notch receptor processing. The transcript is spliced from 3 exons. The record is from RefSeq and is a predicted model, not a curated record. Gene Ontology annotation, cellular component: gamma-secretase complex. The coding region runs from base 26 to 331 and encodes 101 amino acids.